Rhinolophus ferrumequinum (greater horseshoe bat) is the source of this 6000-nucleotide messenger RNA. It is a transcript of the gene GPR146, whose product is annotated as G protein-coupled receptor 146. Gene Ontology annotation, cellular component: membrane. Gene Ontology annotation, biological process: G protein-coupled receptor signaling pathway. Gene Ontology annotation, molecular function: G protein-coupled receptor activity. The coding region runs from base 134 to 1135 and encodes 333 amino acids. NCBI's taxonomy places the organism in Eukaryota, Metazoa, Chordata, Mammalia, Chiroptera, Rhinolophidae. The record is from RefSeq and is a predicted model, not a curated record. The transcript is spliced from 2 exons.
CAGUCACGUGUGUACACAGGCCCCGCGCGGCGUGCGCGCCGUGAGCCCCGCCGCGUCCUCCGAGCCCGGAGCUGCCCACCCCGCGGCGACUGCGCCGCCUGUGGCCCAGCGAGCCGCCCAGCCAGCCGGCGCCAUGUGGCCCUGCGGCCUGCCCAACGGCACAGGGAGGGGCGAGGACCCAGCGCUCUGCCAGCCCUUCCACCUGGUCCUGUCUGUGUGCUCCCUGCUCUACCUGGCGGUCGGCGUCCCGGUCGGCCUGGCCUACAAUGCGCUGCUGGUGCUGGCCAACCUGCAGGACCACAGCAGCAUGACCAUGCCCGACGUCUACUUCGUGAACAUGGCCGUGGCGGGCCUGGUGCUCAGCGCCCUGGCGCCCGCGUACCUGCUGGGCCCCAGCGCCUCGGGCUGGGCGCUGUGGGGCUUCGGCAGCGAGCUGCACGUCACGCUGCUGGUGCUGUUCAACGUGUGCUCCCUGGUGACCAUGUACUCCACGGCCCUGCUCAGCCUGGACUACUACAUCGAGCGGGCCCUGCCGCGCACCUACAUGGCCAGCGUCUACAACACCAGGCACGUGUGCGGCUUCGUGUGGGGCGGCGCCCUGCUCACCAGCUUCUCCUCCCUGCUCUUCUACGUUUGCAGCCACGUGGCCGCCAGGGUCGUGGAGUGCACCCAGCUGCGCCACACGCAGGCUGCUGACGCCAUCGUGGUGGUCGUCGGGUACUUGGUGCCCAGCCUGGCCGUGCUCCAUGCCCUCGUGCUCAUCUCCCGGGUCCAGAAGGAGGACACGCCCCUGGACCGUGACUCAGGGCGGCUGGACCCCUCGGUGCACAGGCUCCUAGUGGCCACCGUGUGCACGCAGUUUGGGCUCUGGACGCCCCACUACCUGACGCUCCUGGGGCACACGGUCCUGGCCCUGCGGGGGAGGCCCGUGGACGGGCAGCAGCUGGGGGUGCUGCUGUUCGCCAAGGACGUGUCCAGGUUCCUGGCCUUCUCCAGCAGCUCCGUGACGCCACUGCUCUACCGCUGCAUUGACAGGAGCUUCCCCGGCAAACUGCGGCGCCUCAUAAAGAAAGUGCGCUGUGGCCGCCGGAGCUGCUCCACAGACCAGGCGGGGCUACAGCAGGUGCUGGCCUAGGCACCAGUCGGGGCCGGCAGUGCCCACCGCGGGGCCAGCCGGUGGAGGCGGCCCUAACACGCCCUGGAGGCCCCGUGCGCAGCCACAGAACCCAAGCCUGUCGCUCCCUCCCUCCUGGGGCUCACGUCCUGGAGAGGUGGUGACUGACGUCUCAACUGGAUGCACAGCACUUUGUCACCGCACGCCCUCAGUCUCGGCCCCAGAAGGAGACACACUGAGGCAAGAAUGAAGAACAGCAUAGGCGUGUUCCCUAGAUGUUUUUCUGUGUUUGUCCCAAAAGUCCACUCUUUGGGCCAGGCCACAGGUGCCGGUGUGCAGAUGAGCUGCAGUUCCGGGGCUCACGGGCCCGGAGGCGUGUGCGUCUCUCCCACAUGCACCCCUGCAGGUCUGCGCCCUCAGCCUGCUUACUGCAGCCUCCUGGAGGGGCCUUUCCAAAUGGAGUGAUGGAAAUCAAGCCAGUAUUUAUGCUGUUUGUAUUGUUCAAUUACUUCAUUCUCCCCUCGUUUAUUUGUUUAUAAAACGUGUUUGAAAGAAACGGCAGAGUAUUAAAAUGAAGGAGACAGUGUGAAGAACACACACGCCCGCAGGGUGGUGGCCUGGGCUACUGAAGGGCCCCUCGCCGUGCGCGGCUGGGCCUGCCAGGACACACCUGUGUCACACGCAGGGUGGCCAAGUAUUCCACAAGGGAAGGAAGAGUCGCUGCGCUGGUUUCAGGCAGGAACACUUAGUGGCACUGAGGCUCCGCCCUGACCCGCCAGGUGUCCCUUAAACCUGUGCCGCCUCAGGUGACAGCACCGACUUCCCACUAUGGGUCUGUCCUACUCCAGCUCCCCACAGUGUGCACAAAACUGAAGAAAGCGCUGCUAGGAUUUCUAACCUGAUCCAACAGCUGCAAGUUGCCUGCCCACAGGAGACCCCUGAAGACUGAGCGCCGUCUGCCACCUGGUCUGGGCUGGCACCACAGACGUGACCAGCUCCCAAGCACGGAAGUGAUGCCCACCUUCAUGUGUCGGGUCCUGCUUAGUUGACGUGGAGGGUGACCCAAGGCUGCCUGCUGACCAGAGGUCACUGCACAUGCGGGCAGCUCAGCACAGGUUCCCCACGCCACUCCCCCUCCGGCAUACCCUGUACCCCAAGUCCUUAUGAUUACAAUACAGGCCACAGCCCUCUGAUCCCAAUUUUGAAACACCAAAAGCCCCAAACUCAGACAUUUUUUGUCUGCAGCAAAAUGGUCGCAAAUCCUGACCCAAGGUGGGAUCAGAGCACCUUUCUGAGGAAGAUCGGUGUGAUGACGGGGCCGCCCCAGCCCCACCCACGCCAGCACGGGUCCACCUGGGCGCCAGGAGCAAGCCUCCACCCUCCCUUCCCCCCGAGGACACCUGCGCUGCUGACCCCACGAACCCCGAGACCCCCUUUGCAUCCAACACCUGCUCGUGACAUCCUUGUGCUGAGCUCAUCCUGGAUGAGUCUGCAAUGACCUGCCCUUCUCUUACUCCCCCAGAACGUCUGGUUCCCAGGAUUUUCGCCACGUCACCAAAAAAUGGACAGAAUCUGAGUUACUCAGAGGGGAAUGAGGAGCUCUUUGGAAGAAGCUAAGGCAGAGUGUGAGCUCAGUCGUUAUUUUUUAUUAACCAAUCACUGUGUUUCUUCGAAUGAGUUUGGAAGAUGCCAGAUACAAGUUUUUCCACUUUAGGUUCCAAGGUCACUAAUUCUACUACUAGCCCUUCUUGACUAUUAUAAUUUUUAAAUUAAUGAUCUUAUUUGUUAAUCCACAAAAACUCAGCUACCUUGCUAAGCUUCAUUAAGAUUCCAAAAGGUGAGUUUUACACUGAGUUUACUUCCUGCAGGUUAUAAAAUUUACUUUGGGAAACUGGGUCUGUUGCUAAUUGUGGCAGAUAUGUCAAGAAACCAAACAUUGACUCUUUACAAAAAGUACUUGACAAAGUAUAAACCAGGAAUCAAUUACUAAGAAGUCAAAUUACACGUCAAGUUCUCGAGUGUCAAACUACUCAGGAGACCUGGGCUUUCUCAUCUCGUGGUGUCUGCCCCAACGGCUGCACCAUCUGCCUGAAGUUCUAUAUACAUGAGAAGAAACCGCUGGCUGAAGGAAAACCCCACACAUUUGAAGGCUAUUAAAUUAUUUGACACUUAUUAUCUAAUUUCUGAAUUCUUAAAACGUGUAUUUCCAGGGGUAUGUGAUGUAUAUCAGAAAACACCAAGUGCCAUCUAAUCGGUAUUUCCCCUCAUAAUAUAAAUCUCAGCCUCUUUACUUCCUUCUCUGUAGCCCCUCUUUCUACAGUUCUGUCAGUCAAACCAGUAGCAUCCAGUUGCACAUGUGCCCUGGCCAGCCGUUCUGAGAUGGAGACAUAGAGGGCGUCUCCAGCACCUGUUGUGUACGUCGGCCGGAGGCUAGCAAAAGGACAGGUCCUCAGCUCACCAAAUGUAAUUUAGAAAUUACUGACCACACUCUAGUGAGAGCAGACCUGAGGGCAUCCUGGUGGUUCUAGCAACUCUACUGUGGCUUCAGGCAAACGCGGGAGCCGCCUGGCAGUCCUCCCGCCAUCCCACUGGUCCUGCCAUCCCGCCAGUGGUCCUGCCAUCCCGCCAGUCCUCCUGCCAUCCCGCCAGUCCUCCCACCCUUUGGUCCUCCUGCCAUCCCGCCGGUUCUCCUGCCUGUCUGCAGGGGGCUGUCUCCCCAUGGAUAGAUAGCAUCGCUUUGCACACAGUACUUUGAGAAAUGGAUGAAUAAGUGAAGGAAUAAGUCAAUUGGAACAUAUCCACUUUCCAUGAAUAAAGCACAUGCAGUUGACAGCACUUCAUGAUCCUGCCUGAUUCCGCUGGCCUCGUAGGCACACAGGCGUCUCUGCUGCAGAGCACGGCCCGAGAGUGUGGCGCUCUCUACCUUUCUCACAGUGCAGUGUGCGCUUCGUGAGCAAAGCGGGAGUGAGAGAUCUAAAUUCCAGCUACCACGGGACUGAAGACUGUUAAUUCGGAGAACCUUCAAGGUUUUCCACUUUCUGUCAGGGAGCCCCCCAGCGCAAACCCAGUGGAGACUAGGAGAUGAGCCCUGCGCCCCAGCCAUCAGCACGGCUGGCCGUGCCUCCUUUGUUUCUCUCCUGUUCCCUGACCCACUAGGCAUCUCAGCUACGACGUCGUCUUGCUGGCAGCCCGCUCCUCACCAGGUCAGGGACCCCUGCUCGAACUCGCCCGAGGAUACCGGCCUCAGCCCGGGGCCCUAACCCCUGCCAUCCAUCACCUGCAGCAGGAAUCCGCCCUUUCUCCUCCCGCCCGCGGUGCUGCGUUUGCCUUCUGACGCCAGGGGCCAGGCCAGUCCACCCUCCCCACUGCCCAGAGCAGCACUGGCUGCCUGCCCUCAGCACUCACAACCUCCCCCACUGCACGGCUGCCUUCAGGACCCUGUCUCUGCCCCAUGAAGGAGGUCCGACUGGUGACUCCACUAAUGAGGGGAGGGCAGGAAGCAAACUCGGGCCAGGGGGACCCCAGAGCCAGCUUCUAACCCAUCGCCCUCAUUCACUCCUCUGCGCUCUUUUCAUCUCGCGGUGACGAAGGCAUUUACAGACCACAGCCUCCGUCCUCUCAGCCACCUCUAGACUCUGGUUUCUGAGGUCGCUCGGAGGCUGGUGCGCAGAUGGGAACAUAGUCCCAACACGUUCCCAAGUGAGCCUGCUCCUCCGACAAGAAGCAAAGCCAUCGGCUUCAGAAGGGAAAAUGUCCUAAGACUGAGGCUGCUUUGACGAUGUCGUGGAGGUGGCUGGGCUGCCUGUCUUGGCUGCUCACGGCGUGGCUGUCUACCUGUGCAUCCCUCAGGAACGGGCCACGCCGGCCUGCGUCUGCACUUGUUGUCACUUUUGUGGCUGUCCAGUACUCCGUAGGUGGCCCAGAUCACAGCCACCCCCAUUCUGCCAAUGGGCCCAUGGGCUGGUGUGGACGGGCUCUCCCAGGCGCACACCUGCAGCCCUCACGUAUCCCCAGGUGUUACGGUGUGCCCAGAGCCGAGUGCGAGAGUGCCAGCUGCCUCGCCUUCGCCCACACUGGACACUGUUCAUCUGCCCUCCUUUUGCCAACCUGGUGGGAAUGCCGAGGUAGUUCCCCAGUGGUCACGAGGUCGAGGCCCCUCUCACGUAUCUGUUGGCCACUCACUCACACUUCUGCUCUCAAUGGCUGCCUUUCAGGUGCUCUGCCCAUUUUUUUUUAAACGAGCUGAGGCAUUCCACCCUGGCCACCGGCUCCUGACCCGUGUCCUCCCUCGACUCCCGUCAAUAGAAGGAGAAGCCAUAUAACAGGGAAGUCAGCAAGAUGUCGGCAACGUUCUCAGAAGACAGCAGCUCAGGAAACAAGCUGUGCUUCCCUGAUGGGGAGGCCACCGCACUGCAAGGAUGGCAGCUCUGACCCCCAGGGAUGCGGCCGCUGUGUCAGCGACGUCACAAGUGUUCCAAGACCCCCACGCUGGGGCAGCUCAGGUGCAUGUGCUCCUCACCAAGGUCAAGGUCAAAGCUGCUGGAAGAGGUUUCACUUAUGUUGGCCCCAGGGCGGCAGACAUCCACAAGUGCACGGGGACUCCGGGAGCAGGGCAAGGUGGGGACCGAGGACCAGAAACAGGUCACAUGUCCUGAUUUUCACAAGAAGCAGGUGCCAACCUAAGAGUGUGACGAGCCCGAGCUGAAUGCCUCAGGUCCGCCAGGUCCCGAGGGCAGCGGGACACUGCGGCCCGUGCUGCCACCACCCGCACCCAGAUCCACAUCUGCUACCUGCUGUGUGACCUGGACCAAGUUCUCAGUCUCUCUCUGCCCCUUUUCUCCUCUGUGACAAUCUAGUGGAUAACUCCGGGGAGGCAUGAGGCAGAG